Messenger RNA from Aplysia californica (California sea hare), 3472 nucleotides. RefSeq names its product TBC1 domain family member 12. The transcript has 13 exons. The record is from RefSeq and is a predicted model, not a curated record. The coding region runs from base 433 to 3003 and encodes 856 amino acids. Lineage: Eukaryota; Metazoa; Mollusca; Gastropoda; Aplysiida; Aplysiidae.
UAACAUAGAUUGGAUCAAAAUGGCUGCCACAUUGUACUGAUGUCAACAAAUGAACAGUGAUGGCUGUACGUUCUUUUUUAAGCUAUAGUUUGGGACUUUAGUUUGUCAAGCAGUGAUACAGCUAAUUGAGUAAAUCAUAGAUAAAGGCACAGAAAAGAACUUUAAGCUUCCAGAGUGAAUAACUCCUUUAAAUAAAUCGAAUACGUUGAAACUUAUCACAAACACACACCAGUACAGGAAACCAGUCACAGAUCAGCCUAUUAUUUGCUGGUGAAAGUUUAUUUGCUAGUUGUCCUACUCCCAAAUACAAGCCAUGUGAGCUGAUGAGGAUGAAUAUUGCCAGAUCUGGAGAUGACACAGUGCUUUGCUAGAGAUGAAAUGAGGCUCCUGCUUUAUUCGCCAUGCAAAUAUUUAUAAUGACUUUGUUGGAACAUGGGAACAGUUUCAUCACACAAGGCCUUGCAUCUGAAUAUGACAAUGCAACUGCUCGUGAUGUGUGACAAGACUCUAAGUUCCCCCUGCUCUAAUACUACGCUCUGCAAUGGGGAUGUUGGCAUUCCUGUUGUGUCUCUCACAACAUCAUUUGAAGAUGUUGAAAAAUUGAAAAUGAAAAUCAGUGCGCAAACUUUGUAUGAUGGGGAUCACGUGAAGAAUAUACCUAAGGAAGAUUCUUGUGAUUCUUUGAAUGGUGAAUCUCAUUUAACAUGUGAAAACAAGCAAUUAGAAAGCGAAGUUCAGGUUUCAUCAGGGACACUUAAUAAGAGUGAAGAAAAUCAUGGAAUGAAUACUAAUGAAGGCUUUUUAACAAGCAAUCAUCUGUCUUUGAAAGAAAAUAGUGGUCAACAUGCAGCAAAAGAUAGUACAACUCUUAAAGGACCUGGCCAAGGCUUAUCAAUAUCAUGCAUCCCUCAACUUAGCUCAGAGCCAAAGAACCAUGUACCAAAAGCUGGCACGAAUGUAUCAGGUUCUGCAGUAAAUGAUUUACCUCUUGAGGUUGGUGCCAGUGCUCGUUUCUCAAAGGUCUUAGAAAACAUAUCAUUACCUCUCUUGUACAUACCUACUACGAAGCAACUUGUAACUACCGCCAGCAGUGAAAAGGCAUCAGAUUUAAACACAUCAUCAGCCUCUGCUCACGAGGAUGACAGCCUCAAUAAAGAUGGAGAGGCAACCAGUCGAGAUUUUUUGUGCAAUGACCAAGAGUCUUUGAGCAGCCCAAACCAGGACUUGUCUUCGAGUGCACUUCUUGCCCCUCCCCUUUCUAUGCAUAGAGCCCACAGCACUCAGGAGUUUCACUGCAUGGGCAAGUUCCCGGACACAGAUCGCCUGACUCUGCACAGUGUGGAUAGUUUCCAAGGCCUAGCUCAGCAUUUAGAGUUAAGCGGCAGUAACACUUUUGGUGAUAAUUCUAGUCUGUCAAGUGUAAGCACUGGAACUGAUUUCUCUGUUUCUGCUGUUUCCGCGGGUGAUGACUGCUAUCAUUCAGACUCAAGAAGCCUUUCACAACAUGUCACAGAUGAAUCUUUAUUUAUGGAUAUCAGUCUUCAUACACGGAACUCCUUUGACAAAGGUCGAACUUCUGCUUCAUUGGAUGGAAAAUUUAAAGAUGAACACAUUCCCGUUUCUCAGGCAGCAAAAAAAACACCUUUAAUUGGUCUGAAAAAUUUAUUCUCCAAACGAGCUAAAGAAGAAAGUGCUCCUGGCUGGAAACUAUUUGGGAAAGUUCCACCUAAAUCUGUUCCCCAUCGCAAUGCUAAAGAAAUAACAUCAGAGUUUCAGGCACGUCAGCGGAAAGAAGGUGCUGUGCCAGUUGUCCAAACCUCUGGCGUGAACCAUGGAACAGAAGUGAUGUCAACCACAGCACUCAUAUUGGAGAAUCGGCCAACGAACCUUCCGUGCAAAAGUCCCGAGGAGGCUGAGAAGCAUCGGCAGCAAUAUGAAGAAAUGAUAGAGGCAGCAAAAAGAAAAGAGCAAAAAGACAUCAAGAUGAAGAAAAAGCAGCUACAACAACAGCGGAAACUUGAGGACCAGCUCAUGUCGGCGGCUCGCCUGUGGAACUCAGAUAUUCUACCCAACUGGGACGCUAUGCGCAACACGAAGAAAGCUCGUGACCUAUGGUGGCAGGGCUUACCCCCCAAUGUGAGAGGCAAAGUGUGGAAACUUGCCAUUGGUAAUGACCUGAACAUCACGCAUGAAUUGUAUGAAAUCUGCCACGAGCGAGCUGAGGACAGAAUCAAACUGGUACAAGCAGAGAGUGGGCUGGCCACCUCCGCGUCAGAAGCGUCCUUGGGUUCCUUGACGAGCAGUUCGUCAAACAAAGAGUCCAGUGUAAAAGUUAUCAAGUUAGAUGUGUCUCGAACAUUCCCUCAACUAUGUAUAUUCCAAAAGGGUGGUCCCUAUUAUGACCUUCUCCACAGUUUGUUAGGUGCUUAUGCCUGCUACCGGCCAGAUGUGGGCUAUGUGCAAGGUAUGUCAUUUAUUGCUGCUAUCUUGCUGCUCAAUAUGGAUGUGGCUGAUGCCUUUGUCUGCUUCGCCAACUUGCUCAACCGACCAUGCCAGGUCACUUUUUUCCGCAUGGACGAGAAUAUGAUGACUGCAUACUACAGAACCUUUGAGGAAUUUUUCAAAGAAAAUCUGCCUAAGCUCUAUGCUCACUUCAACUAUCAUAGUGUUACUCCCAACUUGUACCUCAUGGAAUGGGUUUUCUUGCUAUAUAGCAAGUCACUGCCUCUGGAUGUGGCAUGCCGUGUAUGGGAUGUCUUCUGUCGAGAUGGCGAGGAAUUCUUAUUCAGGACUGCAAUAGGUAUCCUGAAGCUCUAUGAAGUGGUGCUGAUGAAAAUGGACUUCAUCCACAUGGCACAGUUCCUGACCAAGCUCCCAGAGGACAUCUGUGCUGAUCACCUGUUCAAGGAGGUGGAUGGUGUGAGGAUGAACAUCGACAAAAGAGGAUUCCAUGCUGUCCAUGCCUUUUUCAAAGACCUUCACGAAAAUACUUCGUUAUCAUAACACAGACCGAAGCCUGUUGUUUUAGCAUAGGGCAGACUCUGAGAUCAAAAUGUACUGGGGGGGGGGGGGGGUCAGGGAUGCAGCCAACAGACCACAAACAUAUAUUGUGUGCAGGAGACUCUAUAACUUUGGUUCAGUGUAUGGGCAAGGGGUUUGAUAAUUUUACUCUUUCUGUUGUGUUUAGUUUUAUCACAAAAAAAUUAUUUAGUUUUCUAUUUUUUAACGUAACAUUUUGUGAAAAGUGAGACUAAAAAUAACUGUUCGUUCUUCUGUUGUGGGAACAACACUAUUGGUCCUUUGCCCUAUUUUUCCAUUUUGCCCUCUUAGAUGCAUACUUUAGAAGAGGGCUCUCAUGACCAAGACGUUAGCCUCUCUUUUAAUUGGUCCUGAGUUUGAAUCUAGGUAGCGACGGAAAAUUUUCUUUUCUAAAAUUUUCUCCUUUCACAUCCUUUCUUGCUAUCUAAUAAUG